UUUAUAAUUUGCUGAUUAACAUUUAUGUUGAUCUCAGUAGUUCAGGAACUAAGAAGUCAAACAUUUCUUUUCAAAGUGAAAAUGUACUUAUCAAUGAUAAAUGUAAACAAAAAUGCCGAAUACUACAAUUUAAAUCAAUCGCUUUUGGCUUUCAGACAAAUAAUUAUGUUAAAACUUAUGUUAAAGUGCUUAUUGCAAUUUAA
This is a messenger RNA of Schistosoma bovis, 203 nucleotides long. Lineage: Eukaryota; Metazoa; Platyhelminthes; Trematoda; Strigeidida; Schistosomatidae. The record is from the annotation of a GenBank genome assembly.